Messenger RNA from Fusarium vanettenii 77-13-4, 975 nucleotides. RefSeq lists its product as uncharacterized. The coding region runs from base 1 to 975 and encodes 324 amino acids. NCBI's taxonomy places the organism in Eukaryota, Fungi, Ascomycota, Sordariomycetes, Hypocreales, Nectriaceae. The transcript has a single exon. The record is from RefSeq and is a predicted model, not a curated record.
AUGCAUCUCGAUCACAAAAUUCCCUGGAAGACGGCAGCAUCCCACUUCAACCUCGUGCCAUCAAACACAGAGGGCCGCUUCGAUGUCGUCGCCCUCGACCUCCCUUCUCAAGCAUCCACCCUUGGCCACUUCAGUCGCGUGGUUUCAGCAACUAUCAAAGAAUUUUCAGAGACUGAGCUUACCAAAGUCCCAUCUGCUCCAUCAUCUGCUAAGCUAUUCUCUGAUGAUGUCCUUGUCUUUCCGGAGCGGCAUUUCGGUCUCGGCCCACAUGACACCAACUCAGCUCUGCACAAUCCGUUGUCAACAUCCCACCAGGAUGUCAAGUAUUGGCAAAGACGAGCUGAAGGAGGCGACUUCUGCACUUCGGACGGCGAUUUGGCUGAUGCAGUCAAGAUGCUUGUUGUGAUAGCGGCCGUUGCCCCGAAGAAACCCCUUCGUAUUGAAGCCCUGGCUGCUCUCUUGAGACUUGCCUCGGAAACCCCUCUGUCACAGUUGCGAAGCUUGAGCUGGGGCCAUGCGUUUGGAGCGAACCUUGUCGCUAGCGUGGCACUACAGGCCUACGUGCUCUUGAACUUGACAGAGGCGGUUCAAUGUCGCCAGAAGGAACACAUCUCACUUUUGAAGAUUGACCCUCUUAUGGGUGUCCUGAACAGAGAUGCACUACAGGACUAUGACUACCCUGCUCAAAACAUCCCUCAUCGUGCAUUCUGGAGUUCUAUCGGAGUCUUGGACCUGAGCAGGGGAGCUGGCGGCGAUGAGUGUGUCGUCGUUGAUCCACUUGCUCAAGAGAACGACGAGAUCCACCAAGAGGCGAGAAGCGGGCUGCGACAAUAUCUGAAGGAUUGCUUUGCCAUAUUAUACGUCUAUGAUGUUGUUUUGAGACAGGCCUGUGGCUCGAACGAAGCAGAAGAGUUCUGGGCCUAUGAAAUGGGUGGUGUAUUCUGGAGGCUUGGGUGUAAAAUGAAGGAUAACUAG